This is a messenger RNA of Talaromyces proteolyticus, 1353 nucleotides long. RefSeq names its product putative homogentisate 1,2-dioxygenase. Gene Ontology annotation, biological process: L-phenylalanine catabolic process. Gene Ontology annotation, molecular function: homogentisate 1,2-dioxygenase activity. The record is from RefSeq and is a predicted model, not a curated record. The transcript is spliced from 4 exons. Bases 1 to 1353 code for a protein of 450 amino acids. NCBI's taxonomy places the organism in Eukaryota, Fungi, Ascomycota, Eurotiomycetes, Eurotiales, Trichocomaceae. Gene Ontology annotation, cellular component: cytoplasm.
AUGCCGACAACACAGUUCUCCGUCCCCGAUCCAUACGCCUAUCAGAAUGGCUUCGACUCUUAUUUCGGGUCUGAAGCCGUGCCCGGUGCUCUUCCCAUCGCUCAAAACUCGCCUCAGAAACCACCACAUGGCCUCUACGCUGAGAAGCUCUCCGGCACUGCCUUCACCGCGCCGCGGCACGAAAACAAGCAAACAUGGGUCUACCGCAUCCUCCCAUCCGCAGCCCAUGCCAACUACCAGCCUAUCGCCGAGGACACAUACCACACAUCGCUGAGCAGUGAGAAGAACAGAUUACACUACAUACCCAACCAACUCCGCUGGAACCCGUUUGACCUGGACGAGAAAGUGGACUGGGUGCAUGGCUUACACCUGGUCGCUGGCGCCGGCGAUCCAACCGUGAAAAGCGGCUUGGGGAUAUUGCUGUACGCCGCCGGCAAGGACAUGGGUAAAGAGGCAUUUUACUCGGCCGAUGGCGAUUUCCUGAUUGUGCCUCAGCAUGGCGUUUUGGACAUUCAGACAGAAUUGGGCAAGAUUUUGGUCCGGCCGAAUGAGAUUUGCGUUAUUCCUAGGGGUGUCAAAUACCGAGUGACGCUCCCCUCCGGCCCUGUGCGUGGAUAUAUAUGUGAACUGUAUCAAGGCCACUACCAGCUCCCUGAACUCGGACCCAUCGGCUCCAACGGUCUUGCAAAUGCGCGCGAUUUCCAAACGCCCGUCGCGUCCUUUGACGACGAGGAAGACGAAUCAGAGUAUCAAGUCAUUAGCAAAUUCAACAACGACUUGUUCUCCGCCAAGCAGAGCCACACACCCUUCGACGUCGUCGCCUGGCACGGAAACUACUACCCAUUCAAAUACGACCUCGGCCGCUUCAACACGAUCGGCACAAUCUCGUACGACCACCCUGACCCAUCAAUCUUCACCGUCUUAACAGGCCCGUCGGAUCAUCCCGGUACUGCGAUUGCGGAUUUUGUGAUUUUCCCACCCCGGUGGCUUGUCGCUGAGGAUACGUUUAGACCGCCAUGGUACCAUCGCAAUGUCAUGUCUGAGUUUAUGGGCCUAGUUGCCGGCGACUAUGAUGCCAAAAUCGGUGGCGGGUUCAGGCCUGCUGGUGCUAGUCUGCACAAUAUUAUGAGUGCCCAUGGCCCGGAUUCGGGCGCGCAUGAGAAGGCGAGCAAUGUCGAGCUCAAGCCGCAGAAGGUGGGUGAAGGGAGUAUGGCAUUUAUGUUUGAAAGCUCCCUGAUGGUCGGUGUUUCAGAAUGGGGGUUGAAAACGUGUCAGAAGGUGCAGAAGGAUUACAACGCAGAGAGUUGGGUGCCGCUGAAGAGACAUUUUGUCAAUCCACUUAAAAAGGCUUAA